Messenger RNA from Schistosoma spindalis, 219 nucleotides. NCBI's taxonomy places the organism in Eukaryota, Metazoa, Platyhelminthes, Trematoda, Strigeidida, Schistosomatidae. The record is from the annotation of a GenBank genome assembly.
AUGUCUGACAGUAAAUUUUUUGCUAAACGAGCUGUCAUGACCAGUAAAAAUGGAGAAUUAACGUAUCUAGGUCACUCUCAUGUCGCAGGUUUACUGUACAUAGCUGACAUCCGAGUUGAUUUCACAGUUGAUUCUCACUGCCAGAACACUUCUACAAAACAUACAGGACAUCUUUGUAUUAGCUCCAUUGCAAAAAAAUAUGCCUACCGAGCUCAGUGA